Oldenlandia corymbosa var. corymbosa is the source of this 4525-nucleotide messenger RNA. The record is from the annotation of a GenBank genome assembly. Lineage: Eukaryota; Viridiplantae; Streptophyta; Magnoliopsida; Gentianales; Rubiaceae.
AUCCUCACUUAGAUUAAGGAGAUAUUAAGCAAAAACAAUUAAGAAAAAUAAAGAAAAGACCACAAAAGAAAAAAGAAGAAAUGUAGAGCCAAAAAGGGCCAUUUAUUUUUAAUUUAUUAUAUUGGUUUAGAAGCUAUAAAUAAAUGAAUUAAGGAGACUAUUUUGGUGUUUUGGUUUUGAAACUAGGAUGGAGAAGCAGACAAAAGUCCUGCACUACCAUCCUAAGUAGAGACAACAAUCCGACUUUGGAUCUUACUUCUCCCUUUGCUUUUGCCCCCAAAUAUAAAUAAUUCCCACAUCCAAAGGUAGACUUUUAUAUGGUUUUGUUUAGAAUAGAAAGUUUAUUUUGAAAGUUUAGCAAUAAGAGUAUUAUCAUUUUUCAAGUGAUAAAGAUUGGAUUUUUAUGCUCGGAAAGUUGAUAAAUCCCUUCCAAAUCUCAACUGAUUGGGUACGUCUGUUCUUAGGUUUUCCUCUAAAUCUUUUGUUGAUUUUUUAGGAAAGUCCCCUAUACUGUUGUUUCCCAAUUCUGGGGUUUUGAACUAAUCGAUUGUUUUUGACAAUGGAAUGAAUGUGUAUUGGAAUCUCCGAUUUUUCGCAGCUUGGUGUUGCUUCUUGGCUUCUUUGAUGAAGAACAUGAAUUUUUUGCUCUGAUUUGGGUUGCGAUGAUUGGGGAAGUCUUUCAUAGCUGGAAAACAUUAAAGGGAUAUCUUUGCUAAACUUUUUUCUUCCUGUUUUAAAGUUAUUUUGAGUGCGGAGUUUUUCAUCUGACUUGAGCUGUUGAUGUGUAUGAGGAAAGAAGUUUCUUUUUUGGGAUAUCUCUUCUGUGAAAUUUUUAGUAUCCAGUUAGCAAAGAGGGAAAAUAUUGUGUAUUUGGAGGGAUAGCUCUGCUAUUUUUUGUUCCCUUGUUAUUUUUUUCGUGUGCGUGGAGGAGUUUCCAUUUAGUUCAAAGGCUGAUGUAUAUUUACAACAAGUGUUUCUGUUGUGACAUUUAUCUUUUAAAAUUUAAGGUGAUUGCUGUACCAGUUAGAUGAAGAUAAAAAGGAUUGGUAUUUUCCAUCUUUGUUUGGUAUUCUUAUCUAUUUUCAUUGUUUGAUUGAUCUUUUCUCAGGAUGUGCUGAAAAUUUUACUCAUGGAAUACUGAGGUUGUUUUGUAGGAAAGUGAUGUUUUUUCCCCUCCUGUUGAAAUAUUAUAAUCUGUUGCAAUUUUUGGUAUGUGAAUGGUUGCUUGCAGCUUCAUUGAUAUUGGCUUGCUGUCAAAGUUAUCUGUCUGGAACUGUUGUUCACUUUGGUGGGAAUUGGAGAGAACAGUUGAUAGGUUAUGGGGCUUUCAGGAGUAUUAGCCUAUUUGAUAAAAGAUACUUCCACAAUUGUGGUCUUCUGGAGAAAAUAAAUUUGUAUUUGUAUAGUUUUUUGAAUUGUUCGCCUGCAUUUUGCCUGUUUUCCUUUCAAGAUAGGUUUUUAUUAUCUUCCCAUUGAAUAUAAGAACUUAGAAUGCCACCUCGAUCAUUCGAUUCACGUCAAAUCUAUGUUGUAUAUGAAGCGCAGGGUGGAGGUUUUAGCCUAACAUAUAGUAAAUAAAUCAGCAAAUUUUGCAGGGAAUAAAUGCUCAAUGAGAGAUCCUGGCAUAUUAUUGUGCCGUAUUCGUAAAUUUGAAGAGUUUCUUUAUCCAUAAAGGUUGAAUACUAAUCAUUGGUUCCAUAUUUGAUUUCCUGAGCGUGUAGGUAGGAUAACGUAUUUGAUACCAUUUAAAAAGAUAAAGGCCAGUAUUUUGCUCUACCAAGUCGAUAAGUUAGCAACUUAUUGUAUUUAGUUUUAUGGAAUGUUUUGGCUGCGUGUUUGAUCUUUUUUUCCUUUUCAUUGCAUUGAAUAUGAAUAACUUAGGAUUCUACUUCUAUCAUUUGAAUUUGCAUGCACAAUAGUUAAGUAUUGAAAAAGUUUGUUAGUUUUUGGAAUUAUUGAGCUGCAUCAUACUUUUUCCUUUCAAGGGUAGGUUGAUUGUCUUCUCAUUGAAUAUGAAGAACUUAGAAGGCUACAACUAUCAUUUGGUGGUUUGUGCAUAAGUAGUUGUACCAACAUGUAUAAAGGCUGAGUUCUUUGCCCAACUUAGCUGAUAAAUGAACAAAAUUUUUUCAUGGGGAAAUGCAGAAUCAGAUGCUGUUCUUGCUUAGCAGUUAAUGUGUCAUUGGAAAAGGAUGACAAACUAAUCAUUGGUUGUUAUUAUUUACAUAAAGGGUAGUAGGUACAGGAGAAUCUAUUAGAUACAGAUGGUAGUUCAGAAAUCCACCUAACCCUUUCCCACAUCAAAAAAAUUAUUUUGGUAUGUGAAAACAAAUGGUGGAAACCUUAGAAAAUUGUGUAAGGGACUAGUCAAGGUUCUUGCUCAUUGUCCCCCUUUGAAUUAUUUUACUAAUUCCGAUUUUCUAUUAUCCUGUUGUCCUUCUCAGUGAAAUGCAAGUCAUAAUUGACCAUCUAGAACCUAUGCUCUUUCAAUCAUAUUUCUUUUGGUCAUGGCCAAUUUGGUCUUCAAAUAGUUCUUUAUGCAGACAAAGAGGGGUUUUUCUGAGAAGAUAAUCACCAUCUUUUGUUGGUUUCAGAUACUUAGAGAUCAUAUUCUUUUUAAGAUAUGGCUCCGGGAGGUGGCGGAGUAUUCAAAGAAGGAGUUGACUUAUCAUACCCUAAUAAGUCUGUGAACUAUGACAUAUCAAUUAUCAAGACAGAUAAAAGUAGCAGCUCAACAAAAUCUAAUAAGAUUAGUCAUGACAAGCAUGGAAUGUCAUCUUCUUUGAAUGGCGUGCAUGAACUUCUUCAGUGUCCUAGUUGCAAAAAUUCAAUGUACCCUCCGAUUCAUCAGUGCCCGAAUGGCCAUACACUUUGUGUCAACUGCAAAAAUAGAGCACAUAAUACCUGUCCGACUUGCCACUUUGAUCUGGGAGAUAUAAGAUGCUUGGCUUUGGAAAAAGUUGCAGAAUCCUUGGAGCUCCCUUGCAGAUUUCAGAGUCUUGGUUGUCAUGAUAUAUUUCCAUACUACAGCAAGCUAAAGCAUGAACAAAGUUGUCGAUUCCGUCCAUACAAUUGCCCUUAUGCAGGAUCUGAGUGCACCCUCACUGGCGAUAUCCCAGCAUUGGUAACGCAUCUUAAGGAUGACCACAAGGUCGACAUGCAUGAUGGGUGUACUUUCAACCAUCGUUAUGUCAAAUCUAAUCCACACGAAGUAGAGAAUGCAACGUGGAUGUUAACGGUAAGUGCAUUAUCAUUAUUGCAGAUAGUUAAAGCACUAUUUUCUAGUUAGCAUAGGAUUAAUUGCUAUCGAGGAAUCAGGCUAAUCAUUGGCGGGUAGGAGUUAUAAAUGAUCUGUCUACUUAGACAUUUAAGAAUGUUAACUAUGCAGUAUGCAUUUUCUCAGAUCAAUUUAUUUUCCAUGGUUGAAAUUGGACUAGUGUAUGUAAUGCCUUGAAGAGGAAGUUCUAUGAUGACCUGGAAGUUCAAUUCUAAAAGCUUGCCAAACUAGACCUGUGGGGUUUGUGCAUGAUGUUUCCUUAUCGACUUGUUCUGUUUAGCAGUAGAUUGACGUUAUGGGAAUUUUACUAGAAAAACAACAUUACUUAUACUACAUAAUGGGAAUGAAAUAAUGUAGCUUCCUUUAACUAUCUGACUAAGAUUUUACAUAUCGUCUGGUGUUUUGAUGUAAGUACGAAAAGCAUGAUUACAUAUUCUCGAAUGAAUUUUUAAGUCCAUUAUGUUCCUUCCCUUUCGUAAACUCCCCUUCCCCCUCCCUGAACCCCAAAGUUCAGUUCAUUUUAUCAUGUAAUAAAAGUAUUAUAUGUUUGUAAAAGUCAAUCAGUUGCUUGUGUUGUCUCGCUGCAAUUUCAUCAUUUCACUGCUCUGGAUAGGUCUUUAACUGUUAUGGGAGACAGUUUUGCUUGCACUUCGAGGCGUUUCAGAUUGGAAUGGCUCCUGUCUACAUGGCCUUCCUACGGUUUAUGGGCGAGGACAGCGAGGCCAGAAAGUACAGCUACACUCUUGAAGUCGGUGGAUAUGGCCGGAAGCUAACGUGGCAAGGAGUUCCUAGGAGCAUCCGGGAUAGUCAUAAGAAGGUACGCGACAGUCAAGACGGGCUCGUGAUUCCGAGAGGGCUGGCGCUGUUCUUCUCUGGCGGGGAUGGUUCGGAGCUUAAGUUGAGGGUUACCGGACGAAUUUGGAGGGAAUUGUCGAUGUAGAUGAUUAGGCUGAUGAUGAAUGAUGAUUGUUGUACAGAAUCUGAUUUUGGCCAAUGAGGGUGAAACGGGGAGAAUGAAUGAAGAGUCAACAAAUUCUUAUUCUCGAGUUGAUUUUGAUCCCCCUUUUUUGUGAAAUUGGUCAUCUGUGUUUUGUUAAAAUUUGAAGGGAAAAAGGAUAGUGUAAGAUAUUAUAACGAUGGUGUAUUCUCCCGGGAAACUGGGAAAUCGAAAUCUAAUCGGAAAAAAAAAGAAGAUAACAUAAGAUGCAAUUUCUUAACAAAGAAUAUAUAUCUUUCUCUUGGGAUUAG